GUUCAUACUCAAAACAGUACUCACUCUCUCUUCCUUUCUUCUUCGUGCAGUCACAGUGCAUAGCCUUCGAGUAAUAGAAACCGAAGUGCUUGCACCAACAGGAUGGGGUCCUCGUCCUCUUCCCAUCAUCAUCUUCUUCUGCCUUUCUUCUUCUUCUUCUUCCUCUUCACCUUCCCACUUGCUUCCCUGGCUGCCCUUCCCAAUCUCCGCCUGAUGAAUGCCUACAUUGCCCUCCAGGCAUGGAAGUCGGUCAUCUACUCCGAUCCGAAAAUGGUUACUAGCACCUGGGUUGGGGAGGACGUCUGCAACUACACCGGCGUCUUCUGCGCGCUGGCCCUCGACGACAACUGCACCAGAGUCGUGGCCGGCAUAGACCUGAACCACAAGGACAUCGGUGGCGAGUUGCCGGAAGAACUAGGCCUGCUCACCGAUCUAGCGCUGUUUCACAUAAACUCCAAUCGAUUCUGCGGCACCAUCCCCGAGUCCUUUGCUCACCUGACCUUGCUCUACGAGCUCGACGUGAGCAACAACCUACUUUCAGGCGAAUUCCCGGAGGUAGUCCUCUACCUCCCGUCGCUCAAGUUUCUCGACAUCCGUUACAAUGGCUUCGAGGGAAGUCUCCCCUCGAAGCUCUUCGACCUCAAACUGGACGCGCUGUUCGUGAACAAUAACAAGUUCCAGAUGAAGAUCCCGAAAAAUAUCGGGAACUCCGCCGUUUCCGUUCUGGUACUUGCCAACAACGGCAUAAAGGGUUGCUUGCCUAGGUCCAUAGGGAAGAUGACCUCGCUCAGGGAGAUCUUGCUGCUCAACAACUCUUUGAGUUCCUGUAUUCCCGAGGAGAUCGGCUACCUCAAGAACCUAACUGUUCUGGACGUCGGGUUCAACGAGCUCGUCGGAUCCUUGCCGGAAAGCUUAGGGGAGUUGAAGAACCUGGAGCAGCUGAACGUGGCCCACAACAAACUUUCCGGCGUCAUCCCCGCCAGCAUCUGCGAGCUCCCGAGGCUCAGGAAUUUCACCUACUCCUACAAUUACUUCUGCGACGCACCGCAGAAGUGCCUGAAUCUGCCGCGGAGCAAUGAUCGGCAGAACUGCAUCCACUAUCGGCCGUACCAACGGUCAGAGGAGGAGUGCGAGGCGUUCCUCAGCCACCCCGUCGAUUGUCAAGCCGUCAGCUGCGACCCACUGCGUCCGCCGCCGCCCCCACCCGUUCUGCCGCCUCACGAUUACACUCCGUGGCCGUGAAGUUCAAUGCCUGAAACGCCCUUGGUCUGAUGCCUAAUUAUUGGAUAACUGUGUGGUUUUUUUUUUUUUCCUUUUUCUCUGCUUUUAAUUGUGGGCGGAAAUUAAUAAGCAUGUAUCGGAAAAUAACUGCAUGUGUGGUGCACCUGAAGAAAUGCAUUGUUGGU
This is a messenger RNA of Nymphaea colorata (pocket water lily), 1406 nucleotides long. RefSeq names its product leucine-rich repeat extensin-like protein 4. The record is from RefSeq and is a predicted model, not a curated record. Lineage: Eukaryota; Viridiplantae; Streptophyta; Magnoliopsida; Nymphaeales; Nymphaeaceae. The coding region runs from base 103 to 1242 and encodes 379 amino acids. Gene Ontology annotation, molecular function: protein binding. The transcript has a single exon.